ACGGACAGUUGUCAUUGUUGAGGCUAGUCGAUGCUAAAUCACGAACGAGUCAUUUCGUUGAUCCAACCGAUAUAAACUGGCCACACUCGGCAUGCUGAGCAGGGGACAGAAGCGGCUGUGGAAGUACGUCGAGGAGGGCAGCCUGUUUAAACUCAAGUCGUACCUGCGAAAGCACCGGGACUUGGACGUGAACUUCUGCCAGGGUAAGAGGCGGAGGAGCCCGCUGCAGCUGGCCUGUGGCCUUGGGGAAGACGCCGUGGUGCGGCUCCUGCUUGAGCACGGAGCCGAUGUUCUCCUGGCCGACAAGAAAGGAGACACGGCGCUACACGUUGCCGUAAAUAGAGCUCUUAAACGUGGAAAAACGGCUUACGAUGACCUGGUUGUGCCUCUCAGAAAGAGUUGCCCGGAGGCCAUGGAUGCCUCAAACAUUGCUGGCGUGACACCCCAGGACCUCCUGAAUGGGUUUAAACACUUAGAGCCUUCUGGACAAGGCGCAAGCAGCACAUCUCAAGCUGACAUGGAGAGAGAUUGGAUUGAGAAGUUGUUUGGGGAAUGUCAGGAUGAGUUCUCCGAAACCUUUGGAGUUUAUGACGCGGAUGACUUCCUUCCUGUUGAUGAAGACGAUGAGGACUAUGGUGACUGGGCUGAUCGCAUUAGAAGAGAAUAUUUCUCAAAGAAGCACGCGGAAGCACAGAGAAUGGCCGCGUCGUCGUCUAGCGGGAGGAAGAAGAAGAGUAAGCGAGAAGAAGGGGAGCAGAGCUACAAGGAGCUGCACGCCAGGCUGCAGAAGGAACACGAGGAGUAUUUGUCUCGAGCAGCGCGCAAAGAGGAAGAGAUCCGUCAGGGUAAGAAGCGGCGCUACGAGCAAAUGUGCACAGCCACUUUCCACGGCGGCGGCGCCAAGCUGCUGAGCUACAGCGACAUCCCCUGGCCGGCGCCACGCUGCACCGUUCAGGAGAUGGCGGACGUCAUGCUGCACGGCGUUGACCGCACGGACGCAGCGGGCUUCCGGAAGGCGCUGCGCAAGCAACAGGCGCUCUGGCACCCCGACAAAUUCGCCCAGAGGUGCGAAGCUCGGCUGGACGGGAAGGACAAGCAACACAUCCUGGACACGGUGACGGCGCUGUCGCAAGAACUUAACAGACUGGCGCAGAGCCUGAAACCAUGAUGAGACAAGAUUCUAUUCUGUUUGGGAGUUGGGGUGGGUGUUCAAUUCAGUUCUUACAGAAUUUACAGAUUAAAUGUGUAUUAAAUUACAUCUGGAAUAAUG
Molecule: messenger RNA, 1270 nt
Organism: Phycodurus eques (leafy seadragon)
Lineage: Eukaryota; Metazoa; Chordata; Actinopteri; Syngnathiformes; Syngnathidae
Gene: nfkbil1
Product: nuclear factor of kappa light polypeptide gene enhancer in B-cells inhibitor-like 1
Exons: 4
Coding region: 92-1168 (358 amino acids)
Biological process (GO): canonical NF-kappaB signal transduction
Molecular function (GO): protein binding
Source: RefSeq, a predicted model, not a curated record